AUGUCAUCUCCAUCUCCAUCCUCCCUCCCCCCUUCCGCCUCGCCAUGGUGGCCUCCCGCGGCCGCCCCGCCCCACGGCCGCCGCCAGCCCCGCGCCCUCCUGCGGCGGCCUGUCGCCGGCCCGCCAUCCUCCCUCCCUUCCCUUCCACCUCGCCAUGGCGGCCUCCCGCGGCCGCCCGCCCCGCCCCUUCCGCCUCCUUGCUGCUGCUCUGCUUCUGCCGGCGCGAGGGUGUGGAGGCCGGCGACGGCCAAAGGCGUGGAGGAGACCGGCGGGAGGUCUAGGCCGACCGUGGCGCUGCUCAGUGCAGCCAAGACGCUCGACGACGCGGCCGGCGGGAGCGAGGUCGCCGCGGUCGUGCAGGGGAGGGACGUGGCGCCGGAGCCGUCGAACUCGUGCGGGCGUCCGGCGGCGUCGCUCACCACCGCGUGCAGCUAG
Panicum virgatum (switchgrass) is the source of this 435-nucleotide messenger RNA. RefSeq names its product wiskott-Aldrich syndrome protein homolog 1-like. Bases 1 to 435 code for a protein of 144 amino acids. The transcript has a single exon. The record is from RefSeq and is a predicted model, not a curated record. NCBI's taxonomy places the organism in Eukaryota, Viridiplantae, Streptophyta, Magnoliopsida, Poales, Poaceae.